This is a messenger RNA of Salvelinus fontinalis (brook trout), 6616 nucleotides long. Its product is annotated as zinc finger protein 628-like. Gene Ontology annotation, biological process: central nervous system development; regulation of transcription by RNA polymerase II. Gene Ontology annotation, cellular component: nucleus. Gene Ontology annotation, molecular function: DNA-binding transcription factor activity, RNA polymerase II-specific; RNA polymerase II cis-regulatory region sequence-specific DNA binding. NCBI's taxonomy places the organism in Eukaryota, Metazoa, Chordata, Actinopteri, Salmoniformes, Salmonidae. The coding region runs from base 387 to 2099 and encodes 570 amino acids. The transcript has 4 exons. The record is from RefSeq and is a predicted model, not a curated record.
CCGGAAGUACAUUUUUUGGGGGUGGAUGCUUAUUGUGUUGACUGGCUAGCAAAGUAAGUGCCGAGCCAACUACCAUUGCCUUGCUUUCUUUCAAUACCUCUGGUAUUUUAUAUUCAUUCGAAUAGCCACAUAUACAGUAAAUGCUACAUCUUAUAUCUCGAAAUUAUAUUUAAAAAAAAUGCAUUAGGUAGAGACCACAACAUCCAACAGCAACGUUUGCUAGCAUGCUAACACAGACAAAAGUGGUUUAGUUACCUGUAUCUUUGCAGCUAAUUUGAGCGAUUUUUCCUUUUGAUAUACGGAAUCGUAACACUGACCAACCUGAACAAACGUAUCUAAAAGUUACUAUCUCUUAACUGUAGCUAGCUGCUCAUAGACACUUUGCCAUGAUGUCCGCAGCCAUCAUAACUUUCCAGUCUCAGCUCUCCGGAGUCAUGGAGACGGUCCUUAAGUCAGCCAUGUACGAGAUCACCAGGCUGGUGGAGGAUAGUUUCCUGGAGGAGGUGUCCCGGAGCCGGGAACAGGUCGAGUCACUGAAGACGCGGCUGCAGUGGUCGGAGAACAGAGAGGGAGGCCAGAGGGGGAAGUGUGGGGACUGUGGGAGAGCUGGCAAGGAAGGUGAAGAGAUAAGCUUAGGAACUUCACAGACAGGUGUGGAGAGGGGGCGUGGCCUGAAGCAGGAGAAGGUACAAGGGGAGGAGUGGAGCAGCUGUGGGGGCGUGGCCGGGGAAACAACCUUCAAUGAUCUGGAGGAGGCUGAGGCCACCAGCCCUAAGAGAACCUCUGAGUCCACAGAGGUCACAGGUCAGAAGUUGGACAGUCUGCUGAAAGAGGAGGCUCUCCACAAUACUGAGCUACAGGAGAGAUGGGAGUUCUGCCUGGACGAGGCUGAUGGUUUGGAUGUCUCUGGGCCCAGUAAGAGUUUUAUUCAGCAGGAGCUACAGCAGUGCCAGGAUGAGUGGGGAUCCAGUCUAGACCAGAGGCCUGAACCACCAGGCCCAGAGGGAGACCAAAGAAAACCUAUCGACCCUCUCUACCGUCCCCACUACAGCAUGGAGGAACUAGGGGGUGACUUUGAGAAGUCUGGUUAUGACAGUCUUAGUAGUGGAGGCCAUCUUAUAGACAUGGAAGGGCUGGAUAGGCUUCCUGGUUCUCCGUCUCGUCUGGGGGCGCUGAGCUACGGAGCUGUGGGUCACUACCAGGUGAACCUGGGGGGGUCUGAGGGGGGAGACCAUCACCAUCGCUCCCACAUGCCUGGCUCCCAUCAGAGACGGAGGGAGCAGGUGGAGUCGCCAACGCCACCCCCCCACCCGGUGGUGGGAGACCUGAACUGCCUGUUGAUCAACGAGGAGGGGUACUUGCAGGACUCCAGUGUCUUGUACCCUGAACACGGUGUCCCAGAGUCGGGUAACAGAGCUGGCCACAGGGGGCUAACCUCCAUCCACUCUGGAAGCUCUGCCCACAACAACACAGAGAGCCCGGAUGAUGCCGCUGACGAUUUUGGACACUCUCUAAACCUCAGAGAUUGUUCACAAGAGCAAGUAACAGGAGGAGGGGGGAGGCGUCAUGCCUGCACUCAAUGUACCAUGAGCUUCCCAGACUCUGGUUCCCUCAAGUCCCACAAGCAGACACACAAAACGGGGAGAGGGUUGAGUUCAGCAUCUGGGCCUCCGUACUCCUGCACCCAGUGCGGUAAGACCUUCACCCAGGCCUGCAACCUCAAGGUCCACCAGCGAGUCCACCAGGCAGAGGGACUUCACCUCUGCAGCCACUGCUCCAAGGGCUUCACCUCCUUCUCCGACCUGAAGAGGCACAAGUGCAGCCAGACGACAGACAAGCCCUACUGCUGCUCCAUCUGUGGGAACAAGUUCAGUCGGCUCUGGAACCUCAAGCUGCAUCAGCGCAUUCACACGCAGGAGAAACCUCACCGCUGCACUAUGUGUGACAAGAGCUUCACGAGGGUGGACAUUUUGAAAGUACACCAGCGCACGCACACUGGGGAGAGACCGUACUGCUGUGCUGUGUGUGGACUCAGCUUCAAACGACUGGCCCAUCUAAAGUUACACCAGCACAAACACAGGCCGAAUUUCCUGGCCUGAGCGGUGGUCUAGAACAGUGGUUUCCAAACUGUGAGGCAUGGGGUCCUCCAAUUUCUUUUAAAUAUAUAUAUACUUAUAGUACAUUCAAAAGUUUGGACACACCUACUCAUUCAAGGAUUUUUCUUUAUUUUUUACAAUUUUCUACAUUGUAGAAUAAUAGUGAAGACAUCAAAUCUAUGAAAUAACACAUAUGGAAUCAUGUUGUAACCAAAAAAGUGUUAAACAAAUCAAAAUAUGAUUUAUUUUUUAAAUAUUUAUUUAUAAAGUUUCUUCAAGUGCAGUCGCAAAACCAUCAAUCACUAUGAUGAAACUGAAUCUCAUGAGGACCGCCACAGAAAAGGAAGACCCAGAGUUACUUCUGCUGCAGAGAAUAAGUUCAUAAGAGUUAUCUGCCUCAGAAAUUGCAGCCCAAAUAAAUAAAAUAAAUCAAGUAACAGACCAUCUCAACAUCAACUGUUCUGAUGAGACUGCAUGAAUCAGGUCGUCGUGGUCGAUGACAUUAGAUGGAUUGGACAUUAGACCGGUGGAAAUCUGUCCUUUAGUCUGAUGAGUCCAAAUUUGAGGAUUUUGGUUCCAACCGCAUGUGUGGGUCCUACCGUGAAGGAUGGAGGAAGUGGUGGUGUUUUGCUGGUGACACUGUAUGUGAUUUAUUUUGAAUUCAAGGCACACGUAACCAGCAUGGCUACCACCACAUUCUGCAGUGAUAUGCCAUCCCAUCUGGUUUGCACUUAGUGGGACUAUCAUUUGUUUUUCAACAGGACAAUGACCCAACACACCUCCAGGCUGUGUAAGGGUUAUUUGACCAAGAAGGAGAGUAAUGGAGUGCUGCAUCAGAUGACCUGGCCUCCACAAACACCUGACCUCAACCCAAUUGAGAUGGUUUGGGAUGAGUUGGACCACAGAGUGAAGGAAAAGAAGCCAACAAGUGCUCAGCAUAUAUGGGAACUCCUUCAAGACUGUUGGAAAAGCAUUCCAGGUGAAGCUGGUUCAGUGAAUGCCAAGAAUGUGCAAAGCUGUAAUCAAGACAAAGGGUGGCUAUUUGAAGAAUCUCAAAUAUAAAAUAUAUUUGGAUUUGUUUAACACUUUUUUUUGGUUACUACAUGAUUCCAUGUGUUAUUUCCUAAUUAUAAUGUCUUCACUAUUAUUCCACAAUGUAGAAAAAGAGCAGAAAUAAAAACCCUUGAUGUGUAGGUGUUCUAAAACUUUUGACCGGUAGUGUGUGUAUGUACAUACAUACAGUGCCUUCGGAAAGUAUUCAGACCUCUUGACUUUUUCCACAUUUUGUUACUUACAGCCUUAUAAAAUUGAUUAAUGUUUUUUUCCCCUCAUCAAUCUACACACAAUAUCCCAUAAUGAUGGGGAGUGUUGCUGCACAGCUAUUUUCAGGUCUCUCCAGAGAUGUUUGAUCAUUUACAUUUAAGUCAUUUAGCAGACGCUCUUAUCCAGAGCGACUUACAAAUUGGUGCAUUCACCUUAUGACAUCCGAUCAGGUUCAAGUCUUGUCUUGGCUGUGUGCUUCGGGUCAUUGUCCUGUUGGAAGGUGAAACUUCGCCCCAGUCUGAGAUCCUGAGCGCUCGGUAGCAGGUUUACAUUAAGGAUUGCUAUGUACUUUGCUCCAUUCAUCUUUCCCUCGAUCCUGAACAACAUCCCCACAGCAUGAUGCUUCCACCACAAUGCUUCACCGUAUGGAUGGUGGCAGGUUAGAUGUGAAGCUUGGCUUUUUAUUUUAUUUAUUUCACCUUUAUUUAACUAGGCAGGCCAGUUGAGAAGAAGUUCUCAUUUACAACUGCGACCUGGCCAAGACAAAGCAAAGCAGUGCGGCAAAAAUAACAACACAAAGUUACACAUAAACAGACAGUCAAUAACACAGUAGAAAAAUCUGUAUACAGCGUGUGAACAUUUAGAAGAGUAGGGAGGUAAGGCAAUAAAUAGGCCAUAGAGAAGAAAUUAUUACAAUUUAGCAUUAACACUGGAGUGAUAGAUGUGCAGAUGAUGAUGUGCAAGUAGAGAUACUGGGGUGCAAAAGAGCAAGAGGAUAAAUAAUAUGGGGAUGAGGUAGUUGGGUGUUCUAUUUACAGAUUGGCUGUGUACAGCUACAGUGAUCUGGCAUUCAUGACAGAAUUCUAUCUUGGUUUCAUUAGAUCAGAUAAUAUUGUUUUUCAUGGUCUGAGAGUCUUUAGGUGCCUUUUGACAAACUCCAAGCGGGCUGUCGUGUCUUUUACUGAGGAAUGGCUUCUGUAUGGCCACUACCAUAAAGGCCUAUUUGUGGAGUGCUGCAGUGAUGGCUGCCCUUCUGGAAUGUUCUCCCAUCUCCACAGAGUAACCCUGGAGCUCUGUCUGAGCUCUGAGUGACCAUCAGGUUCUUGGUCAUCUCCCUGACCAAGGCCCUUCUCACCCGAUUGCUCAGUUUGGCUGGGCGGCCAGCUCUAGGAAGAAUGAUGGAGGCCACUGUGUUCUUGUGGACCUUCAAUGCUGCAGAAAUGUUUUGGUACCCUUCCCCAGAUCAGAGUCUCGACACAAUCCUGUCUCGGGGCUCUACGGACAAUUCCUUCGACCUCAUGGCUUGGUUUUUGCUCUGACAUGCACUGUCAACUGUGGGACCUUAUGUAGACAGGUGUGUGCCUUUUACAAAUCAUGUCCAAUCAAUUGAAUUUACCACAGGUGGAAUCCAAUCAAGUUGUAGAAACAUCUCAAGGAUGAUCAAUGGAAACAGGAUGCACCUGAACUCAAUUUCGAGUCUCAUAGCAAAUGGUCUGAAUACAAUUUUUUUUAUACAUUUGCACAAAUUUCUAAAAACCUAUUUUCGGUUUCUCAUUAUGGGGUAUUCUGUGUAGAUUGAUGUUGAUUUUACUUUAUUUAAUCAAGGCUGUAAUGUAACAUUUGGAACAGUCAAGGGGUCUGAAAUCCUUUCCGAAGGCACUGUAUAUACUCAGUCCAGCUCUUUAAGUUGUAAUAGUGGAAUGCACAAGGUGCAAUUUAGAAAUUGGGUAGUGCAUCAUCAGUUCCUCUUGUCAUGUUAGUCUUUACAUACCUUAGAGAGCUAUUUAUAACUUGUCAGAAAUGUCCAGAUCAAUGAGCCCAUGUCAACUAACGUUUUUUAAAUUUAUAUCUUACAAAAAUAUAAACAUCAUGCAACAAUUUUACUGAGUUACAGUUCAUAUAAGGAAAUCAGUCAAUUUAAAUAAAUUCAUUAGGCACUAAUCUAUGGAUUUCACAUGACUGGGCAGGGGAGCAGCCAUGGGUUGGCCUGGGAGGGCAUAGGCCCACCCACUGGGAGCCAGAUCCAGCCAAACAUAAUUAUUACAGACAAAAAUACUCCUCAGUUUCAACAGCUGUCUGGGUGGCUGGUCUCAGACAAUCCCGCAGGUGAAGAAGCCGGAUGUCGAGGUCUUGGGCUGGCAUGGUUACACUUGAUGUUGUGAAGCUAGUUGGAUGUACUGCCAAACUAUUGAAAAGUAUGUUGGAGGUGGCUUAUGGUAGAGAAAUGAACAUUAAAUUAUCUGGCAACAGCUCUGGUGGACAUUCCUGCAGUCAGCAUGCCAAUUACACGCUCCCUCAAAAUCUGAGACAUCUGUGGCAUUGUGUGCCAAAACUGCACAUUUUAGAGGUCUUUUAUUGUCCCUAGCUCAAGGUUCACCUGUGUAAUGAUCAUGCUGUUUAAUCAGCUUCUUGAUAUGCAACACCUGUCAGGUGGAUGGAUUAUCUUGGCAAAAGAGAAAUGCUCACUAACAGGGAUGUAUACAAAUUUGUAUACAACAUUUGAGAGAAGUAAGCUUUUUGUGUGAAUGGAACAUUUCUGGGAUCUUUUAUUUCAGCUCAAGAAAAAUGAGAUCAACUCUACAUAUAUUUACAUUUUUGUUCAGUAUAGGUUAUUUAGCCCAUAGAUCUUGACAAGUUUGUCAGUCAAAUAACACAUGAAUACACAUUAGACAUGGCCAAAUGUAUAGAAUUGCAAGAAAAUGAGCUUUAAAACAGCAACAUUUCCUUUGCACCCCAUGACAAAAUGUGUAGAAUUGCAGGAAAUAAGCUUUAAAGGCAGCAACAUUCUCUCCACCAACAAGAGCGGCGUGAACAGUUAGUGUCAUGAACAGUGCUAGUGCCAAUAGAAAUAGACGUGUUAGAUCCUGGGUUAAACUGGGAACAUUGUUAUACUCAGAAGGAUAGUAUCUAACAGUGAGGGACUGGUUUUUACAUCAGAAGUUAAUGGUUAUCUGUAGGAGGCAGAUGGCUUUGGGAUGUCUAGGGGAGACGGGUGGAGAUCUUAGAACCUAACAAUGUCACUGAGGGAGAGAGGGCAGUGUAUAACAUCUACAUUAUGUCAGGAUAUGUUAUUGUUAGCCAUCAGGGAUCCUCUGGGAGGAGAAGAGACACUGUCUGAUAUCAUUCACCAUGACAGCAUUGAUUUGAGGAGACUCAGCCUAGGAGAAAGGGUUAAAUAUCAGUGCUUGUGUGAAAUGUUGUUUGUCUGAAUGCAGCUCUAUCGACCCUUUGGGAAGAAUUAAACUUGGUAAAGCUUU